Molecule: messenger RNA, 1489 nt
Organism: Acanthaster planci (crown-of-thorns starfish)
Lineage: Eukaryota; Metazoa; Echinodermata; Asteroidea; Valvatida; Acanthasteridae
Product: protein JTB-like
Biological process (GO): mitotic cytokinesis
Cellular component (GO): spindle; membrane; centrosome
Source: RefSeq, a predicted model, not a curated record
GAAAGGUCACUCAGACGUGUGUAACGUUUCCACGUCAUUUUCUCCGUGAUUGUAUAUGCAGCGGAAAUCAAACCAUCGUGAAUUGUUUUCGUAAUUCAUGUGAAUUACAUCACCUACUAUGAGACACAUCACGUUGAAUGUGAGGAUCAAGUUGGUGUUGGGCCUUUGCAGCGGUUGAAACUGAGUGGCAAUUGCAGCUGAGUUGGUUGAAAUCAUAGCCGUACAUGUAGUGUACGUGCCACUUAACAACAGCAACGUUAAUCUGUUGAAAAAGUUACCACAAACUGAAAAGACGUCAAACCUAUCCAACUGGACUGGGUGAUUCAACAUCACGGAACUGAGUUUGGUUGUGCUUUAACAUUGUUGAGCAGUAGUUUGAGGAGACAUCAUCUUAAAAGCAACAUGGAAUACUCCUGGCUGCUACCAUGCAACAUUUGCAUUCAGAACCACCAAAGAAGGUCACAGCUUCGAGUACACGUUCAAAUAUCAGCAAUUAUUUUAUUGUUCUGCACUGUCACAAAUUCAUGGGGUACGGACACUGGUCAGGAAUAUGGCAAGGACGUUCUGUCUGUUGACGGGUCCAGGCAAGGAGAGAGGACCAACCAACAAGGAACCUCGGAUGAUGCUGUCAUGAGACUCCUUGACGCUAAGACCCCGGCAGCGAGUGGAGCGCCUUGCUGGAUGACGGAGUCAUUUACCACCAAGAGCCCAUGUCAGGCAUGUGAUGAACACGCAAUGAAAUAUGCAAGCUACUGUUGUAACGAGACAGGAUUUCGACAACUUGUCCAGUGUGAAACCUCUGAUUCUCCCGUUUAUAAAAGCUGUCCAAAGACCAAGUGGGCUAUGGAGAAGAGCUUCUGGACGUUCGAAGGUGUGAUGCUGGCGGUGGGGCUGUCAUCCUUUGUGGUUGUCAUUUUCAGGAGGCGAGCACUAGACUGGGAGGCACUUCAACGGGUCAAGAAGCAAAUAGCAAACUCUGUUUGAGGUGGCUGCAUCUCGACAGUCAACUACAUGUAGUUGGAAUAUAUUGUUGUGGCACCAACAUUUUAACAUCAUCCACAAACUGAGAGGUUGGAUUUGAGGGCAAAAUCAUUAAUUUUUCACUGCAUAGAUUUUGAGGCACAAUAAGAGCAGUACAUUACGAUCAACUUCUACGACACAGUAAAUGAAAAUUAGGCAAAAAAAUGAUUCCACAGUAUUCAGUUAGGGUUGCCCACAAUCCUUUAUAUUUCCUCACAAGAUUUGGGCAGUGUUGAGUAGCGUGUACCAGCAGUCUUGAUUCAAAUAAGCCAGCCAGACCUAAAGACCAAUGCUGUUGUUGAUAAACUUCUCUGCCCACAUUGCUUUCAGAGAGCUUUGUAACAUUGUUCCUACGAAUGCCGUGUUGGGAAAUUCUUUGGCAGUGAUUGACAAAAACAGGAAUCUUGAUUUCACAUUUUCUGAAAGAUAUGAAUCACUCUUGGAAAAUUGACAGUUGAAGUAAAAGGAU